Cylicocyclus nassatus is the source of this 1938-nucleotide messenger RNA. The record is from the annotation of a GenBank genome assembly. Lineage: Eukaryota; Metazoa; Nematoda; Chromadorea; Rhabditida; Strongylidae.
AUGAUUAUAUUCGUGAACUUGAUUGUCGCUUAUUUUGCUCAUGCCAGUGACUUAGGAGGUGUUCUUUGUCGGCUACCUAAAGACGAAGGCUAUGAAUGUGGAACGGUUGGUGCUUCGUAUUCGGCGUUUUAUUUUGAUGCUGAUAUCGGUGAUUGCCUCGAGAUUACGUUCAAGGGAUGUGGAGGUAAUCAGAACCGCUUUGCCUCCAGGGAAGAUUGUCUCAAUGGCUGCAGGAGUUUAACUCUUUGUGGAAAAGGAUUGCCGCUUAUGGAUUUUGCCGGCAACAUAAAGCGUUGUGAUGCUGAUCGAGUCCCAUGUCCAGGAUCUCAUGAGUGUAUAGGACAUGGAAUGGAAUCUGUAUGUUGUCUGAAGCCAGAACGCAUUUGUCAGGCUUCGCUCAAUGCUGGCACCUCUUGUGGUGGACCUCCGCAGACAAGGUACUUCUACGACGCUCCGUCAAGAGUUUGCCGUCCGUUUACCUUUACUGGUUGUGGUGGAAAUGAAAACAAUUUUAAGAGCAAAGGAGAAUGCAUCCACUUUUGCAAUGCAGAAAUUAUUUGUCUGCGCGGAGAUCCUCAUCCUGAUAGAUAUUCUAUCAACAAAAUUGCUACAUGUACUGAAGAUAACCAGUGCCAGAGGAACUAUACCUGUACCCGACGAGCUGAUUUGAGGAAAGGAGCAUGCUGUCCUAGUAGAGAUUUUGUUUGUGGCUCUCCUUUGGCUGAACGCAGUAAUCGUAGAUUCCUCUUCAAAGAAAUGACCUGGACUUUCAACUACAGAACGGGAGACUGUGAAAUGAAAGAAUACGUACCCGGUGAUGAGCAAUGGAACUCCUUUGCCAGUCAGGAGCAGUGCAUAGAUUUUUGUGUUGGUACUUGCCCAAACCAUCUCGAGGUACAUUACAACCCUGUCACUGGUCAACCACAGUUAUGCGAUGCAAAGGCCAAAAGUGGCUGUCCUAUGGGUUUUGAAUGUGUGAAAACAUCUCCAUUUGCUGCAAUCUGUUGCCGUACUAAGCCCAUUUGCCCAGCAGCUGAGUCCAUAGCUCUUUUGAAAGAGUAUAUCUGCUGUACUAAGCCGCUGGAAUGUCCCGAUGGAAUGCAACCUUUGCGUGAACACGGUGGUCGUCCCCGUACCUGCACGAUUGGCGUUGAAGGCAACUGUCCAAGUGAUUAUGCUUGUGUGCUCGGAGCUGGAAAAAUGCCAAAUGGAGAGGAUCGACAUUUGUGUUGUAAACCUCAGAAAAAGUGCAUAGUCCCAUUUGUUGAUUUAGAUGAAAAACGACCCAAGAGAUGUUUCCCAGGAGAUCUAUCUUGUCCAUCGGCCACAGCUUGUCUACCUGUUAUCGAGGAGGAUGAUAACAGCACAUCAGUUUCCGAUGCAAUCUUCUUCUGCUGCCACAAAGUCGAUGUUUUCACAUGCAGUGAUUCAAAAAUGCCUCUUCUGGAUGUGACCAAUACGAAACCAAUGCGCUGUUCCCGUGCAAAUCCUCUGUCCUGCCCUUCCGAUUACAUCUGCGAGGAACUCCAAGAUGGUUCGAAUGCUUGCUGCCCAAAUCCAUUCUCUGCUCAAGUUUGUUCGGAGGCGGUAACUGAUGCCAACAAUGUCCCAAUCACUUGUUCGGGAUGGGAUGAUGCCUCGUGUUCUGAAGGAAGUUGCAGACGUGCCCUAGAUGGACGAAAUUACUGUUGUCGCUCCACUGUCGAAGGAGGAAGCAUGUAUGGAUAUCGCUAUGCCAAAAUGAGAUCGGACAUGCUGCACACCGCAGUCAUGUGGAAAAUGUUGAACGAAGCGAUGAAAAUUAACGAAACCGCUACCAGAGCCCCUCAUAGACAUCGAGGACCAGUAAGGAAUACCAAAAGGUUCCCUAAAUCCAUUCGCAAACGAUUGCCUUACUAUCUGAGAAGACUCGAAAACUCCAAAAAUUUAAUAUUUUGA